Messenger RNA from Lates calcarifer (barramundi perch), 3990 nucleotides. It is a transcript of the gene tgfbr2l, whose product is annotated as transforming growth factor beta receptor-like. Gene Ontology annotation, molecular function: activin receptor activity; transforming growth factor beta receptor activity, type II; transforming growth factor beta binding. Gene Ontology annotation, cellular component: signaling receptor complex; plasma membrane. The transcript is spliced from 8 exons. NCBI's taxonomy places the organism in Eukaryota, Metazoa, Chordata, Actinopteri, Centropomidae. Gene Ontology annotation, biological process: protein phosphorylation; transforming growth factor beta receptor signaling pathway; cellular response to growth factor stimulus. The record is from RefSeq and is a predicted model, not a curated record. Bases 143 to 2086 code for a protein of 647 amino acids.
GGUGCUAAACCACAUCUGGAUGAAAAACAUCUGGACUCCUCUCUCUCUCUGCGUACAUGAGCGUCUCUGCGCUGAGGACCGACAGACCGACGGACUAACUGACCGAGCGCCCGUGUGUUUCUCCGGCUGACUUUGCCCGCAGAUGAUGGCUCGGUGCCGGACGCUUUGGACCGGGAUCCUCGUCCUCAUGACCGCCUGUCUCCCAGUUGUUGUCCAGACCUUCAGCCACCUGAACUUCAACCUGUGUAAGUGGUGUGAGGUGUCCAGUCCGGUGUGUAAAGACAGCAUCUGCAUUAGUAACUGCACCAUGACCUCCUUCUGCACUGACACUGAGGAGAUCUGCAUCGCCAUAUGGAGGAAGACCAACGACACCAUGACGGUUCAAACGAUGUGUCACCACCCAGCUCUGCAGCUGGAGGGUGUAGACCCGGGCCUGUUGCUGAACCUCACCUCCAAAGAGUGCCACAUGGUCCCGCAGCCCGCGGAGGAUGGAUCCAUGAUGGUCUGUGGCUGCCAUGGAGAACACGAAUGUAACGACAAACUCAUCUUCAACAAGAGAGCCAACGGUUUCUUCAAGCUGCAGAGUAAAGACGUGAUCCCGGUGGUGGUGGUUAGUUUGGUGCCUCCUCUCCUUGUGGCCAUAGUUGCCACUGCUGCCUUCUACUUCUACCGCACACACCACCCUGACAAACCUGGCCCUCCUGCACGUCCUGACUGGCCCACCAAACACACCCCAGAGCUCUACCAGGCUUUGGACAUGCCGUGUGGAGGCCGGGGGGCUCGGGCAAAGGAUGGAGGAGCAGUUGGAACAGGUCGUCAAUCUGAAAUGGAGGAGUCUAACGCCAAGGUGCCGUCUCACAACAAUGACAUCAUCAGUGACGUCACUGAUUGGCAAGGGCAAUUGACUGAACUGCUGCCCAUUAAACUGGACCUCCUGGUGGGGAAGGGGCGCUUCGCUGAAGUAUGGAGGGCACACCUUCUGCAGGGUGAGAAGGGUGGAGUAAACAGUUAUGAAACUGUGGCGGUGAAGGUGUUUCCAGCUGUGGAGUAUGCCUCGUGGAGAAAUGAGUGCUCCAUCUUCUCUGACCCCAAACUGGAGCACGACAAUGUGGUUCAGUUCCUGGCAGCUGAAGAGAGGGGUCCACCCGGUCACGCCCUCAGAAAGUACUGGCUGGUUUUGGCCUAUCACAGCUUGGGAAACCUGCAGGACUUCCUCACAGCAAACAUACUGAGCUGGGGGGAACUUGUCACCAUGGCAGCCAGUAUUGCUAAAGGGGUGGCUCAUCUCCACAGUGACACAACACCCAAUGGAGUACCAAAGGUGCCUGUUGCCCAUCGGGACCUGAAAAGCAGUAACAUUGUGGUGAAGAGUAGGAAGGAAUGUGCCCUGUGUGACUUUGGUCUGGCAUUAAAAUUAGACCUCUCCCUCACUGUUGAUGACUACGCCAACAGUGGACAGGUGGGAACAGCUCGUUACAUGGCUCCUGAGGUGCUUGAAUCCAGGGUGAACCUGGAGGACCUUGAGGCCUUCAAACAGAUGGAUGUUUACUCCAUGGCUCUAGUCCUCUGGGAGAUGGCUUCCCGCUGCCACGCCAUCGGAAAGGUGGAGAGCUACGAGCCGGCGUUUGGCUCCAAGGUUUGUGAGCAGCCCUGUGUGGACAGUAUGAGAGACCUGGUGCUGAGGGACCGAGGACGACCUGACAUCCCCUCAGCAUGGACGCAGCAUCAGGGGAUGAGUGUCUUCUGCUCCACCAUCACUGAGUGCUGGGAUCACGACCCAGAGGCCAGGCUGACGGCUCACUGUGUGGUGGAGCGCUUUAACGCCCUGCAGCAGGAGGAGCAGCAGGAGGAGCAGGUGGAGCAGGAGGAACAGCAGGAGGAGGAAUUGAUACCAGAAGCUGACAGAGAGGAGGACGAAGAGAGACAAAAGAACUCAGAGAUGCCUGUUAAUGACCAGAUCCACUCCCUCUCCACAGCUGCUUCCUCCUCCUCCUCCUCCUCCUCCUCCCCUUCGGUUCUUCAGUCAAAGAGAGACGGUGCAGAGGUGUCAAAUGAUAUCCUGGUUCGCACUGGUUCUGUGGUGUGACCUCGUGAGCCCUACUUCAUCCUGCUGGUGGCUGUGUUAGCACUGCCUGAGUAACAGGCCUUCCAACAGUGAAGGGGCUGAUAAGUGACGUCAGUUGGUCAGUGCUUCCAUCACUCUGGUCUAGGCCAUUCAUGUUCUCCAGGGGAUUAAUACCAUCGACUUUGUUUUCUCUAGCACCACCAGACAUUUAACAUUUUUGAUCCAUACUGAAACAUCUCAACAACUAUUGGAUGGAUUGUGAUGAAUUUCUUUGACUUCUCAUCUAGCGCCAUCGUGUGGUUAAAACUUUAACUCGUCCAAUACGUUGGUUUGUCGUGCUGUGUGAGCCCACUAUAUAGUCCACUUCAAUGAAUUCUCUAUAUAGUGAGUAGGGCAAAGGGAAUGAGUGAAUGAUUUCAGACACAGCCUAUGUGUUUACUGCUAAUUCAUAAAUAUUAGCAUGCUAAACUAAGCCUAGGUCCAAUAGGGUCUCCGUCCAGAUGAGUGUUUUAGCUCAGUAUCAGAAUAAUCUCUGUCCAUACUAACAUAACUGAAAACUCAUAUCAUAAGACCAUUCACAUACACAGGAAGUAGGUUGUCUACUCUGCAGUUGAUUGUUUAGUUGCAGAAAACUAUGAGAAACAGCAACAACGAUAUAUAAGGAUUUAGCUGCGCAAUAGCUGCUAGCAAACACACCUAGGUCAGCAACAUUUGUAAUUCAUUAUCCAUUUUACACGCACCACUGGUAGAUGAGGCUGAAAUGGGUCACGUGAUCGGAGCGUGACCAAUCAGGGAAGGAUAUGUUGUGACUAAUAAGAACCAGUCAGGAAGUGAAUGCUGGCAUCUGUGUCACCAUUUCCAAACAUUUCUGCCCGUCCAGACACACAACCCCACAGUUUUCAAAUUAAAGUGGAGCCAACAGCGUUUCUGAAAGUCUCAGUUUUAGAGGCUUGAAAACUUUGGGGUAGUGUGUACACCAGGUGUAACCAUAGCAACAAUGAUGAGUCUUAAAGCUAAAACAUAUUAGUGUAGACAUGUUGGCACUGUCAUUGUAAUCUGGUCAGUAUUUAGCUCAAAGCAACCCUUGAAGGUGAGAAGGACACCCAAAAUACCAAGUGUGAGUGGGAGUAUGCACAUUCAGACACAGUAAAUGUUAACCUGCUUAAAUUUUGACCUGAUGGUGGCGCUAGAUGAAAAGUCAAAGCAUCAUUAAAGUUAUUAAACUCCAUCCUGAGGGGAACAUGAAGGUCUGAACCACAUUUCACCACAGUCCAUCCACUAGUUUAAGUUUUUCCGUCUGGACGAUGAUUGCCAAUGUUUUCUCAUGGGACAUCCUGGAGUUCUCGUCUGAGGACCAGAGAGGACAGACGUAUCCAAAGACUGACUUUGUGCCUUAAAUGAUGGACUCACUUCACACAGAGUGAGCAGUCAGGGAUGUGAUGUGUUACCUUCUCAUAGUCAUCAUUCUGCUGGCAGAGACGUACACUCAGACUCUUUUGUUGUAUGAAAUUGUUUCAUUUUGUUGGAGCUGGUCUCCAUUUUGUUAUGGUAUAAUAUUCUCUAAUAGUGACUGUGAUUAUCAUUACUAUAACCUACAUGUAUGAAUUUUCUGCCCUUUGUGUUUAUAAAAACAAAUUACAGCACAAUUUGGAUGUGAUUUUCCAUUUUCAGUCACAAAACCUCUGCCACGCCUAAUUAUAUGUGUAAUUAUUAAUUAUACGUAAUUAUAUGCAACAUUUUUGUUGUUUCCAAGAUGUAAAAAUGGAAAAGAGAGUGUAGAUUGCUGAGCACAAACACUAAAGAAUUCAGCAACUAAAAAUACCUUUCCAUUCAACAUGAAACACAAGCACAGAGAACCACUAUAGGGUGGGAAACACAGUAUCUCCAAAUUCUGUUUGUUUUGCAAUAAAGUUUUCUGUAUUUUA